CCCAAGCGUCCUCUCUUUGCUGAUAAAGUGAAGCACGGACCUACGGUUCUGAUUUUGCUUCCAUAUUGUUUUUUCUUCUUUUUAUUUUUUUUUUCCUCGUUGUUCAAUCGGAGCGUUUUCCGAUGAGCCGACAAAUUCGAGUUUGAGUAAGUCGAAAGGAAGGAGGCUUUCGGAUUUUCUUUUUUUAUCUGGAUCUGAGUGAUAAUUUUGCCGAAUCGUGGAGGUGAAAUUCUCAGAUAUUCCAAGCUUUUGCCCUAGUCUUUGAUUCUGCUUCGAUUUAGCCUUUGUUGUUAAGCUUCGAAUUUCGUCUUCUAUCUAUUCCUUAAUCCUCUGUUUGGCUUGUUAAUCUCGCUGGUUUUUCUGGAAGAUUAUGGAAGUAAAGGUAGCUACGACUUGUUUCCAUUGGUCACAGCCAUUUAUUCCUCAUUGUCCUUCAUCUCCGCAAACCCUAGCCUCUACUAUAUUGUCUCCGUCGUCCUCCAAGCGACGGAACUAUGUCGAUGGAGGAUCUCUCGUGUGGCGGUGCGCUCAAAGGUUGGAGCAAUCGACUCUGUUUGGCUCGAAAUCGACCUCGCUCCAUCGGUCGCGAUCUUGCGAGAUUCCGAAGCGGACGAAUCGUAGAAUCAGUAGAACUUGCAGCGCGAGCUUGGAUGCCUUCUCGGACGAGGAAUUUUCCAAGAAGAUUCAGGAACUCGCGCUCAGAUUUCAACAUUCUGCUGAUGAGGAUGAAACUGCCGGUAGCAAUAGCGCUUCCUGUGCAGAUUCAGAUUUUGAUUCAGUAUCCGGAUAUGUAGAGCCAUCGUGGCCUGAAACCGGUCACGAACCUCCAGAUUGGCCGGGGCCUGACGAGCUUGUUCCGGCGAUGAUUGAGCGGAGGGCGAACAGCUUCGAUCUUCCGGUUUCGCUUAGAAUGAUAAAGAAGAAGUUACAAUGGCAAGAGGAUAUCAGAGAAUCGGGGCAAUCUUCUCAUUGCUCCGUCAAAAAGGCCUUCUCAUCUGUUGUGUUUAUGAUUCGCGAACUUCAUAGCUACGCUCUGCGGCUGCGGGAGAUUCUUUAUUUCGAAGAUCUACAGAGCAUUCUCGUUCGUGUCCAGAAAGAAACUCACGCUUCGUUCGUUUGGCUAUUUCAGCAUGUUUUCUCUCAUACUCCAACGUUAAUGGUUUCCGUUAUGAUCCUGUUGGCCAAUUUCACAGUCUACUCCAUGGGGAACAACGCCGCUUUUGCUUCCACUUCGCCGCCGCCAGCCGCGGUGGUUUCAGUCGUCGAAUCACACAACCAACACCACUCAAAUUUCGAUUCAUCCACCAUCAAAACAUUUUCCGUAUCUUCAUCAAGCGGAAAAACGACAUCGAUAGGUGGAAACAAUGGCGGUGGAGGAAAAGUACGGCCAAUCGCCGGCGGAGUCGACGAUGACGGACAGUUCAACCAGUCCGAUCAAUACGGAACGAUCCUUCCGGACAACGCCUCUCAGGUUUCUUCCUUCGGAACGACGAAGGAGCCAGAGUCGGUUUCAAACAGAGAAGAGGAGGAAGCCGAGUUGUGGAAUUCGAUAGUGGAAGAAGCUUCAAAGAUGCGGCAAUGGCGUGACGGAGUUCUGGAUCACGACGCGUUGCAGAAUCUGAUCUCGCCAGUAACGGCGAACAUGGAAUCAGACGAUUACGCAGAUUAUUUAAGAACAGAGCUUCUUUAUCAAACCAGCCUUGUUCAAGAACCUAACAAUCCGCUCCUCCUCACGAACUACGCCCAGUUUCUUUACCUCGUCGGCCAUGAUUAUGACAGAGCCGAGGAGUACUUCAAGCGGGCGGUGGCGUUAGAGCCGCCGGAGGCCGAGGCGUUCGACAAAUACGCCUCCUUCUUGUGGCGAGUAAGGAACGAUUUAUGGGCGGCGGAGGAGACUUACUUAGAGGCCAUCUCUGCCGAUCCUGGCAACUCGUACUACGCCGCUAACUACGCCCAUUUUCUGUGGCACACCGGGGGUGAGGACACGUGUUUCCCCCUCGACUCACACGAAGCCUGAUGAAAACCCUUCUCGAUUAUUAAACUAAUUCCGAGAACCAACACUCCGGCGGCGGUGGCGGCGGUGGAGUGGGCGGUCGGCAUUGAAAGAUUAGAAAUACUGAGUUGUUUAUUGGUGUGCAGCAAGCAUCUUCACGUGGCUACGCUAAUGCUCAAUGAAUGUAUAUUUAAAAUUUCUUUUUCUGGUUUUUGUUCUUUGUUGAUACAUAACAUUUUAUUUCUUUGCUAAUAAAACUGAAAUAAAAUUGUAGAGGAGACAACUCUGAAUA
Molecule: messenger RNA, 2285 nt
Organism: Cucurbita pepo subsp. pepo (vegetable marrow)
Lineage: Eukaryota; Viridiplantae; Streptophyta; Magnoliopsida; Cucurbitales; Cucurbitaceae
Biological process (GO): RNA processing
Molecular function (GO): protein binding
Source: RefSeq, a predicted model, not a curated record